Magallana angulata is the source of this 1355-nucleotide messenger RNA. RefSeq names its product 40-kDa huntingtin-associated protein-like. Gene Ontology annotation, biological process: vesicle cytoskeletal trafficking. Gene Ontology annotation, molecular function: protein binding. Gene Ontology annotation, cellular component: early endosome. The coding region runs from base 77 to 1027 and encodes 316 amino acids. The record is from RefSeq and is a predicted model, not a curated record. The transcript is spliced from 12 exons. Lineage: Eukaryota; Metazoa; Mollusca; Bivalvia; Ostreida; Ostreidae.
GAAUAAAUUUGGAAAGACUUGUUUAAAUCCGAACGCACCUGUCAAAUUGAUGAAGUAAAAAAUAAAAUCAUUCAAAAUGGAAAAGGAUUAUGACGUGCUCGGGAAAUAUAGAGCUGUUUCCAAUAAAUUGAAAAAGCGAUUCCUGAAACGACCAAAUGUAGCAGAAGGGAUUGAGCAAUACUCGUCAUUGUCCAAGUUAUUGAAGGAACAGGAAUGCCAACAGUACGCUGCUUUUUGUGCUCUUGCUCAAGCAAGAUGUGAGCACACCAUGGUGAAUGCUGCAGGGGAAUCCCAAUCACUGACCGAGGCAGCUCGUAACUUCCUGGAGGCAGAAGUAGCCAAUCAGGAGCUCAGGUGUCCCAGCUUCAACGAACACCUUACAGCAGCCAUCAAUUGUUACAGCCAUGCAAUACGGGUUCACAUCGAGAACAACAGUGCAGCAUUGGCAGCUGCUUUGUGUAUGGAGCUUGGCAAUGCCCUGAAGAAACUAAACAAACCUGGUGAAGCAAUGGCACAUUAUCAAAGGGCAGCAGAACUCCAGUCUCAUAGCCCACUUGACUGUCUUCAAUCUCUCAGUGAAGUCACCUCUUGUAAAAUUGCAAUUAAAGAUUAUGAUGGAGCUCUAAGUGUCCUCACAGAGAUGGCCUACUUAGCACAAGAGAGAGGAGGUUCUUCCAUCACGGGCCGGCCAGUGGGGGCUUAUUGUGAUUUCCUUUGUCUCUGUGAGAUUUCAAGGGUGCUCUUGUUAAUGAUGUUACAGCCCACACCACAGAGAAUAAGACCAGAACAUGCCCAAACUUUGGAGAAAUACACCUGGGAUUUUAAUGAAGACAAUACCACAGUGCAAUAUCUUGGAGAAGACUUGUUCCUUAUGUUGCAGUCAAUAGUAAUGGCGUGUCAAUCUUCAGAUCUGAUAUCUUUACGAUUGCUACAAACAGAGUUAUGGCCCCUGUUAUCCACAGAACAAAACCAUCUACUGUUUCUUGUCAUUCAGGAACUGACACACCCCUCGGGAGAAGGAGUCUAGUCGUAGUUAGGGAACGCCCACAGAUUGUCACAUGCACAUACACACAAAGGUUAACAUACACAACAGUUCUCUGUACAGGAACUUUACAAGGGAGAGAACUCCUUUGUAUCAUUCAUCCAACCAGAAUAGCUGAUUAUCAAACAAAUCAGAAAGUGUUUACUAUUGGUGUUGCACAUUGGAAAGGAUGAAAAUAAAUUUGUAUUGGUCAUCUUCAAUGAUUUGAAAAAAAUCUUCUGCAAUCUUUCUUAGAUUAGAAAGAUUGAAUAAUUUACUAGGAACUAUUAUACGGAAUUAUUUUAAGUUUUACGAAUAAAGGCAUGUAAGUUGA